Cornus florida is the source of this 2283-nucleotide messenger RNA. RefSeq lists its product as uncharacterized. Gene Ontology annotation, molecular function: oxidoreductase activity, acting on the CH-OH group of donors, NAD or NADP as acceptor. NCBI's taxonomy places the organism in Eukaryota, Viridiplantae, Streptophyta, Magnoliopsida, Cornales, Cornaceae. The coding region runs from base 88 to 2058 and encodes 656 amino acids. Gene Ontology annotation, cellular component: membrane. The transcript is spliced from 10 exons. The record is from RefSeq and is a predicted model, not a curated record.
UGAUGGGUUGACAAUUCAGAAGACCAAGAUUUAUUGAACUCUGUACUGAAGCUAAAAUUCCCUUCGCCAACUCCCAGCUUGUCAAUAAUGGCUGAACCAAUGAUCAGCACUGCAACAAAGAAGUAUGCAGUUGUUACUGGGGCAAAUAAAGGGAUUGGACUGGAGAUAUGUAGACAGUUGGCUUCUAAUGGAGUAUUGGUGGUGCUCACAGCAAGAGAUGAGAAGAGGGGUCUUGAAGCUCUUGAGACUUUCAUAGGGUCUGAUCUCUCUGAUCUUGUGGUUUUUCAUCAGCUUGAUGUGGCAGACCCUUCUAGUAUUCAUUCCCUUGCUGAAUUUGUCAAGAACCAGUUUGGAAAACUUGAUAUCUUGGUGAACAAUGCAGGGAUUACUGGUGCCAAAGUAGACGGUGAUGCGUUAAGAGCUGCAGUGGCUGGUGAUGGUGCUCUUGAGGAGAAAAUGGCACAGAUCAAAUGGGAUAAAAUAAUGACCCAGACUUAUGAGGUGACAGAAGAAUGCCUGCAAAUAAAUUACUAUGGUGCAAAAAGGAUGAUUAAAGCAUUUCUUCCCCUUAUCCACUUGUCUGAUUCGCCAAGAAUUGUGAAUGUUUCUUCCUCCAUGGGGAAGUUAAAGAAUAUACCAAACGAAUGGGCAAAAGGAGUGUUCAGUGACAGCGAAAGCCUUACGGAAGAGAGGGUUGAUGAAGUAUUGAAUAAGUUUCUAAAAGAUUUCAAAGAGGGUUGUAUAGAAGCCAAAAGUUGGCCUCCUUCUGUGUCUGCAUAUAUAGUCUCUAAAGCAGCCAUGAAUGCUUACACAAGGAUUGUGGCUAAGAAGUACCCAAAUAUCAUCAUCAACUGUGUGUGCCCAGGCUAUGUGAAAACUGAUAUAAACUUUAACACCGGCGUAUUAAGUGUUGAAGAAGGUGCCCAAAGCGCCGUGAGACUGGCUUUGCUGCCGGAUGGAGGUCCUUCUGGUCUCUUCUUUUUUCGUAAUGAAGUUGAUACUUUUGAAGGAAGAGAGAUUAAUAGGGAAGACCACAACGUUUUGUCCAUACAUGCCAAAUGCCAAAUUAUAGAACAUAAAUUUUCUGCUCAGGAAGAUUUAUUGAACUAUGUACUGAAGCUAAAAUUCCUUUUGGCAACUCCCAUCUUGUCAACAAUGGCUGAACCAGCGAUCAGCACUGCAACAAAGAGGUAUGCAGUCGUUACUGGGGCAAAUAAAGGGAUUGGACUGGAGAUAUGUAGACAGUUGGCUUCUAAUGGAGUGUUGGUGGUGCUCACGGCAAGAGAUGAGAAGAGGGGUCUUGAAGCUCUUGAGAAUUUCAAAGGGUCUGAUCUCUCUGAUCAUGUGGUUUUUCAUCAGCUUGAUGUGGCAGACCCUUCUAGUAUUCAUUCCCUCGCUGAAUUUGUCAAGAACCAGUUUGGAAAACUUGAUAUCUUGGUGAACAAUGCAGGGAUUUUAGGGGCCAUGGUAGAUGGUGAUGCGAUAACAGCGUAUGUGGCUGCUGGUGAUGAGAUCAAGUGGGAUGAAAUAAUAACUCAGACUUAUGAGGUGACAGAAGAAUGCCUACAAAUAAAUUACUAUGGUGCAAAAAGGAUGAUUGAAGCACUUCUUCCCCUUCUCAAGUUAUCCGAUUCACCAAAAAUUGUGAAUGUUUCCUCCCAACUGGGGCAGUUAAAGCUUAUACCCAAUGAAUGGGCAAAAGGAGUGCUCAGUAGUGAUGCCGAAAGCCUUACAGAAGAGAAAGUUGACGAAGUAUUGAAUGAGUUUCUGAGAGAUUUCAAAGAGGGUUGUAUAGAAGCCAAAAGCUGGCCUACUUUUAUGUCUGCAUAUACAGUCUCUAAGGCAGCCAUGAAUGCCUACACAAGGAUAGUGGCUAAGAAGUACCCGAAUAUCAUCAUCAACUGUGUGUGCCCUGGCUAUGUAAAAACUGAUAUAAACUUUAAUACUGGCAUAUUAAGUGUUGAAGAAGGUGCUGAAAGCCCCGUGAGACUUGCAUUGCUGCCGGAUGGAGGUCCUUCUGGUCUCUUCUUCGUUCGUAGUGAAGUAUCAUCUUUUUGAAGGAUAAACAUGAUUCGUUAUAGACUUAAAGCUUGCAGAUGAAGAUACGGCUUUCUGUGCAUGUAUAUCACAUAUGUAAAAUAAGUAGCUUGUGAGUUUUAACGAUAUUGUCAUGUCAUACUAAUACUUUGUACAACAAAUCUAAGUAAUUCUCGUACUGUUUUAUGCUCUAAAUACACAAGCAUGGCUUGUGGUCUAUUUAGUAAUAUUUGUUUAGCUUGUUUA